Penicillium antarcticum is the source of this 1431-nucleotide messenger RNA. RefSeq names its product putative l-fucose permease. Gene Ontology annotation, biological process: transmembrane transport. Bases 1 to 1431 code for a protein of 476 amino acids. The transcript is spliced from 7 exons. The record is from RefSeq and is a predicted model, not a curated record. Lineage: Eukaryota; Fungi; Ascomycota; Eurotiomycetes; Eurotiales; Aspergillaceae. Gene Ontology annotation, molecular function: transmembrane transporter activity.
AUGGGCUUCAAGGAAUUUAUGAAGAGCCGCUCUGGCUUGCGCGUUGACAACAAAAAGACUACCUCGGCUGCGACUUUGACUCUGCGUCAGAGUUUGUGGCCGCUGACACUAGUUACCAUUCUGUUCUUUUUGUGGGGAUUCGCCUAUGGAUUGCUGGAUACCUUGAACAAACACUUCCAGAAUACCCUCCACAUUGACCGAGGACGUUCUUCUGGUCUCCAAGCUGCUUACUUUGGUGCAUACCCCUUAGCCUCUCUCGGCUACGCAAACUGGAUCCUCCGUCAUUAUGGCUACAAAACCGUCUUCAUCUUCGGUCUAGUCCUCUACGGCAUAGGUGCUCUAUGCAUGUGGCCGGCAGGUCUGAAUCAAUCCUUCGGCGGUUUCUGCGGUGCAACUUUCGUCAUUGGAUCCGGACUGGGUUCACUGGAGACAGCAGCUAAUCCAUAUCUAACGGUCUGCGGUCCACCCCGCUACUCUGAGAUUCGAAUCAACUUCGCCCAGGCCUUUAAUGCAAUUGGCACUGUCGUUGGGCCUGUUCUAGGCUCUUACGCUUUCUUCACCGAGACUUCGGAUGAUGUCGCUGCUCUGCAACGCGUGCAAUGGGUCUAUCUCGCCAUUGGUAUCUUCGUUUUCUGCCUUGCCACUGUGUUCUUCUUUUCGAAUAUCCCUGAAGUCACCGAUGAGGAUAUGGCUUUCCAGGUGGCACAGACUCAUGUCGACGAGCAGGAUAGGCCGUUCUGGAAACAUUAUAAAUUGUUCCAUGCGACGCUUUCGCAGUUUACGUAUACUGGAGCCCAAGUCGCUAUCGCUGGCUACUUCAUCAACUAUGCUACAGAGACCUGGCCGGGUACGUCCAAUGCCACGGCUGCGAAGUAUCUCGCCGGAGCGCAGGGCGCUUUUGCAGUUGGUCGAUUCCUCGGUUCGGGCAUCAUGAAGUAUGUCAAGGCUCGCUGGGUCUUCUUGGUAUAUCUGUCAUGCACGGUGGCAUUCCUUGCGGCGUCCGUGACACAGACAAAGCAAGCUGGCAUUGCCAUGCUAUUCUUGACACUCUUCUUCGAGUCCGUCUGCUUCCCUACAAUCAUGGCUUUGGGCAUCCGCGGCCUGGGCCGCCAUUACAAACGUGGAUCUGGAUUCCUCGUCGGUGGUGUUUGUGGUGGUGCUGUCGUUCCUCCGAUUCUGGGUCAUGUUGCUGAUAUGCGUGAUGAUACCGGGUUUGCAUUUAUCGUUCCGACUAUGUUUAUGGUCGUCGCCUGGACCUACGCCGUCGCCGUCAACUUCGUUCCUGCAUACGUGAGUACGGUUGACAAAGUCGGCGAGAGCACGAUUGGUCUCGAGGGCUCGGAUAGCAAGGAUGAAGAGGCUGCCAUGGAGACUCAUCAUGAUUCUUCGGCUUUUGAUGAGAAGCACCAGGCUGUCCAUGUGGAGCGGUAG